AUGGCUAGUGGGAGCAAAGAAAGAGUCCCUGUUAACAACGAGCCAGAUACUGUGGAUGAACCAUGCGCCAUUGAUUUUGAUGCAGACCGUAAAGAUUCUUUGGCAAGAAGAUGGCCACCCCAGAGGAGAUAUGUAAACGAUAUUAUAUUGGAAAGACGGUUACUUCCAGCAUUGCCACCAAAUGAAUAG
Botrytis fragariae is the source of this 189-nucleotide messenger RNA. RefSeq lists its product as uncharacterized. Lineage: Eukaryota; Fungi; Ascomycota; Leotiomycetes; Helotiales; Sclerotiniaceae. The record is from RefSeq and is a predicted model, not a curated record. Bases 1 to 189 code for a protein of 62 amino acids. The transcript has 2 exons.